CGCUUGCGCAGUGGGAGGAGAGGGCGCUCCGCCCCAGCCCUCCCUGUCCCUCCCCUCGGCGGGGCCGGCGCCGGUUUACGUAACGCCUCUCCGGGCAAAUUCCGGCUCGGUCCCGCCGCCUGACUCGGCACGGGUCGCCAGAGGCCCUGGCAGGUCCUGCUGGGGAUUUACAUCUGGCGUCAAUGUGAAAUUAAGGUAGAAAAAUGCACAUAAGCAUGUGUUUCCUGUUAAGAUUUAGUGUACUCAGUGGUUAUGCCUGAAGAGUGGGUCUUGUCUUUAGACUGAUAACUGCCAGGAAAUAUAAAUGAUUAUCCUAGAAGUCAAGCUUCUCUCCUCCUUGCUGGAGUGAAAAAAAUAACCACCUCCAGGUUCCUACGGAAUAUCAUCUACAGAAAAUGCAUCACGUUCUAAGGAUGACAGUCACCUAGAUUCAUGCACCCAAUCUAUACAGUUGUUGUGGAUGGUUUGCCAUCUGAAAGCUCCUCAAGCUCCUGUCUGGGCUCUGUACCUGUUUCUGAAAUGUCUCUGCUUCAUGCUUUGGGCCCCGUGCAGACCUGGCUGGGACAAGAGCUAGAAAAAUGUGGCAUUGAUGCCAUGAUUUAUACUCGCUAUGUCCUCAGUCUUCUACUGCAUGAUAGUUAUGACUACGACCUGCAGGAACAGGAGAAUGACAUCUUCCUGGGUUGGGAAAAAGGAGCUUACAAGAAAUGGGGAAAGAGUAAGAAAAAAUGCUCUGAUCUAACACUAGAAGAAAUGAAAAAACAGGCUGCUGUUCAGUGUCUUCGCUCUGCUUCCGAUGAAAGCUCUGGGAUUGAGACUUUAGUGGAGGAGCUCUGCUGCAGGUUGAAAGAUCUCCAGAGUGAACAAGAGGAGAAGAUUCACAAAAAACUUGAGGGCUCUUUGCCUUCUGAAGUUGAUUUCUCUCCUGCAGCAAAGGAUCAGGUGGAAAUGUAUUAUGAAGCAUUUCCACCUCUUUCCAAGAAACCUGUUUGCCUGCAAGAAAUUAUGACAGUGUGGAAUAAAUCCAAAAUUUGUUCUUACUCCAGCUCCUCAUCUUCUUCUACUGCCCCAGCAACUAGCACAGAUACAUCAUCUCCAAAGGAUUGUAUUAGCGAAAGUGAAAUUUCCAAAGAGAGAGAUGGUAACAAAGUGCAUGCCACUGCCCACGAGAGAACCACACAGAAAAAGGAUAAAGAUGAAAAAGAGAAUAAGUUUGGAAGUAGCAGUGUUGAAGAUAAAUCUGUUUUAUAUAAAAAGCAAGUCCGACAUAAAUCUGAGGGAAAGAUACGCCCGCGAUCCUGGUCUUCUGGCUCCAGUGAAGAAGGUUCAAAUUCUAGUGGUAAUCAAGGUGAACUAAAGGCAACCACAAAAUGUGUUAAAGUCAGGCAUAAAACAAGGGAGGUUCGGAGUAAAAAAGGACGGAAUGGACAGAGCAGGCAUUUGGCAAAAUUUGGUGAAACGUCUGAAAGAAAAAUUCAUGGUGGCAGCAGCAGUAAUGGAUCCAUCAAACAACUCUGUAAAAGAGGUAAACGGCCAUUAAAAGAAAUUAGAAGGAAAGAAACUGGGAACUACGAGAGAAAAGAGCUAUAUUUUGAUAGCAGAAACGAGAAGGAAUAUAAGGAAGAGCCCUUAUGGUAUACUGAGCCAAUUACUGAAUACUUUGUUCCCCUGAGUAGAAAAAGCAAGCUGGAGACGACGUACCGCAAUAGGCAAGAUGCAUGUGAUGCAACUUCGGAGGCUGUAGAAGAAUUAGCUGAAUCGGUGCAAGGUCUCUGCAUUAGCAACAAUAAUAUUAAUAAAACAUACCUCGCAGCAGGUACUUUCAUUGAUGGCCAUUUUGUGGAAAUGCCUGCAGUUCUAAAUGAGGACAUUGGCCUCACUAGGACCUCAAAGUGUUCUCAACCAGAGGACGAUACACACUCAGAUGGCGUUCAUCUGUCAGAACUAACGCACUUCUAUGAAGUGGAUAUUGACCAAUCCAUGUUGGAUUCUGGUGCCUCAGGCAAGAUGGAAGGAGAGAGUCGGAUUUUGAAUAUGAUUCGGCAGAAAAGUAAAGAGGGGACUAAUUUUGAGGCAGAAUGUUGCAUAGUGUUUGAUGGAAUGGAGUUGCAAGGGGAAAGUGCAAUAUGGGCAGAUUCAGCCACCUCUGGUGCUGAAGGGUGGUUCUUACAAGAUCUUAGUAAUUUAGCUCAAUUUUGGGAGUGCUGUUCGUCUUCUAGCUCUGGCGAUGCAGAUGGGGAAAGCUUUGGAGGAGAUUCUCCUAUUAGACUUUCUCCUACUUUAGACAGCACAAUGCUUAAUUCUCACAUGCUUGCAGGCAAUCAAGAGCUGUUUUCAGAUACUAAUGAAGGGUCUGGUUUAAAUUCUUUUUCAGUGUUUGAAGUGCAAUGCAGUAAUUCUGUCUUACCAUUUCCUUUAGAAAAAUUCAGUUUGGGAAAUGAAAAUACAGAUUCUAGUAGCAAUGUUGGUAUGUUUGGGAAAACACAGUCUAGAUUGUUAAUAUGGACCAAAAAUAGUGCCUUUGAUGAAAACGAACACUGUUCUAAUUUAUCAACAAGAACUUGUAGUCCAUGGUCAUACUCAGAAGAAACACGUUCAGACAAUGAGACUUUAAAUAUUCCAUUUGAAGAAUCCCCUCAAUUUAACUCAGAUGAGAUAAAUUAUGUAGUUCCCAGAGUAUCUUCAAGUUACAUAGAUGAAGAAAUUGUAGAUUUUUUGCAGGAAGAAACCUGCCCGGAACAGUCUAGACCUUUAGGAGAAAUGCCUACCUUAGUUUUUACAAAAAAAUCAAAACUAGAAUCUAUAUGUGGUAUACAAUUGGAACAAAAAGCUGAAGAUAAAGAAUAUGAAUCUACACAAGUGUGUAGUGACAGCAGUCCACAUGAAGAUGACUAUGGCUCAGGGGUUAUUAAAGACAUCUGGACAAACAUGACAGACAGAAAUUCUGCAGCAAUUAUAGAAAUAGAUGGUGUAGAAGAGGAGCUAUUUUCAACUGAUGUAAAUCAUUAUUGCUGUUGCUUAAAUGACGCAAAGGUAGAAAUUCUUCAGGACCCUAACAAAGCAGUGCAAAGAUCCGAAUAUCAUCUGUGGGAAGGACAGAAAGAGAAUUUGGAGAAAAGAGCUUUUGCUUCAAACAAUUUAUCAGAAGUGGAUUGUGGGGAUUAUACUACACCCUCCAAACCAUGGGAUAUUAACCAAGAUAAAGAAAGUUCAUUUAUUCUUGGUGGUGUGUAUGGGGAGCUCAAAACUUUUAACAGUGAUGGAGAGUGGGCAGUGGUGCCGCCUAACCAUCCAAAAGGAAACUUGCUACAGUGUGCAACUUCUGAUGUAGUUACAAUAGCUGGUACAGAUGUUUUCAUGACAUCAGGAAACAGCUUUGCCCCUGGCCACAGACAGUUAUGGCGACCUUUAGUAUCAUUUGAACAGAGUGAGCAGUUGAAGUGUGGUGAUCGUGGAUUGAAUAGGGGUUUUUCAUUUAUCUUCCAUGAAGACUUGUUAGAAGCUUGUGGUAAUUUUCAAGGUGAAGAGUCUGGUCUUGAAUAUUCAUUCUCUUCCUUUGAUUUGAAUAAUCCAUUUUCACAAGUUCUUCAUGUAGAAUGUACAUUUGAACCAGAAGGAAUUGCAUCCUUCAGCCCUUGCUUUAAACCCAAAUCUAUUCUUUGCUCUGAUUCUGAUAGGGAAGUUUUUCGUCCUAGAAUAUGUGGUGCUGGGAGAACACAAUACAGAGCUAUACGAAUUUCUCCUAGAACUCACUUUCGCCCCAUUUCUGCAUCUGAACUUUCUCCAUGUGGUGGAAGUGAAUCUGACUUUGAAUCAGAGAAAGACGAGGGGAUUAUCCCUGCCCCUUCACAGACUGAAGUGUUUGAUGAUCCACAAGCAGAUCUUAAGCCACUGGAAGAAGAUGCAGAAAAAGAAGGGCAUUAUUAUGGCAAAUUGGAACUUGAGUCUGGAAAGUUCCUUCCUAGAUUAAAGAAGUGUGGAAUGGAAAAGAGUGCACAGACAUCUCUGGAUUCCCAGGAAGAAUCAUCUGGAAUAUUGCUGUUGGAAAACGAGAGUUCUUGCUUAGAAUGUGGUAUAAAAGACCUGCAAGACAUGAUGGCUGUGGAAAACCCCAACACUAGUUGCAAUGUUGUAGAACCACAAGAAGAGGAAGACAAGUCUUGCAGUUGUGGAGAUAAUUCAUAUGAAGAUAAUCUUGUUACUUCAGCACAGCUGAAAGAGUUUCCUGUAUUGAAUAAUGAUCUUCAGAAAAUAAGCUACAAUCAAGCGAAGCAGUGCUGGUGGGAGAAAGCUCUUUACACACCACUCUUUCCUGCAUCGCAGUUUGAAGACCCUUUACAGGUACUCUGCUUCCGAACUCCAGACACACACAUGCACCAGGAAUCCCAAAUCCACUACAGCAACUGGAAGCUGAAGGACAAGCCACCCUACAUAGGAUCAGAACCAGGUUAUAUUGAAGCAGAACAGUCGCAGGAGAGAGACACUCUACAUUUGAUGAGCAAUCCAGCAACCAUCCUGCAUACACAGAAGCAAGAAUGCUCUUCGCAGAACAUGACAUGCAGACCGCAAGGGAUGUCUACAGCUUCAGCAACCACCAAAUGCUGCACAAAUGUCAAGAGAGAGAAUAGUAUUGGAGAAUUUGCAGAUGUGGAAGAAAUAGCGCAGUGUGAAGAACAUCUUCUCGAUUUUAAUAUGGUUUCUUCUGUACAUGAAGCAAGGUGUGCAGAUCCUAGAAGUUCUGAAACAAAAUCAAAUGGCAUUAGGAAGAAGCUAUACUCCAGUGACAGCCCCAGCUCUGAAGGCACAGCAUCAGAAGGUGGAAAUGGAUGGGCAGAUCCUUGUGAAGAGCUUUUCUCUCGAACUCAGCUAUAAAAACUGCAGAGUAAAAAAAGUAUGGUUUAAUAAUAGCAUGAGAUGGAAAACUCUUCCUGAAGGUCUGUGACUCAGCAAUGAAUUGAGUUUCCCUUUGGGUUAAUGGAUUCAGAAGUGUAUUUAUCUUUCUCUUCUUGAUAUUUUAUUUUCAAUAGUUGGGAACAUUGUCCCAUUGAAGGCUUUUUUUUCUCUCCCUCCAAACUGUUAGUAACUUGGCCAUUUGGACCUAGAUUAGAUUGUGUUGUCAAAUCAAGAAUGGAUGUGCAUGUGAUUUGUCAUGGUAGUAUCACUGCUCUUUUGCAUCUUAGCUGCAGUUAUUUUUAUUUUUAACUGUAGCCUUAUCAGUAUUACUAUCUAGCUAGCAUUGCAGUGUCCACAGCUAUUCAGAGAUUUUAUCUUUUGGCUUUUAAGAUUUGGGAGAUAAAUACUUAACAGUGCCUUUCUGAAUGUGAGAGGACAACAUGUGUGGCUUGUCCAGUCUUUAACAUCUUCUAACUUUGGAGUAGGAAAACUAGGGCUGUGCUUUAGAGACUUUCAGAAACUGUGUUUUCUAUUCUAGGAUCUCUCCUAACUCGCAUAUAAACUAACACAGUUGAAAAUAUUGUUUGUUCUUGCUAACUGAAGCAGCCAAGGAUUUUUGCAGGCCUGGGAAAGAAACACUAUCCGCCCCCCCCUCUCUUCUUGCUUCUCCCUCAUUUCUUCUUGGUUCAUCUCUUUCAGGGCUCAGUUCUGUAAAGUAGAUGAUUAAAAACGACACUAUGUCCUGAUUCCCAAGCACACUUACUUCAAUGGUACUUAGGUGUAAGUGUACUUUGGGUUGCACUGUUGAACCCAAUGGAUAAAUUUAAUAGAUGAUGAGCUUUUUCACAAGCUGCGAAGAUGUUGCUUGAAUAACUGAAAUAAUAUUGAAAUUCAGUCUUUGGUAAUCUAUAGGCGAAGGAUUAGCGUGUCACUCAAAACAAAUCCUGUGGCUCCUGCAGUUGGCUACUAUUGUGGUUCUAAUUUAGUAAAUCUUGUAGCGAUCUUUGUGUCCUGAGAGAAUGUUAGGAGUAAGUUGUGUGUUGUGGGUGGGAGUGGGGAAUGUGAUGACGACUUACAUGUGUGAUUGCAGUAGUGAUUGUUGCUUUAUGUGACCUGCUCUUAAAGUUUAUUUUAACAUAGUCAAUGCAUCUGUCAAGUUGUAACUGUGCAAGACUAUCAACUCCUUGUGCUACUAACGUAUUAUGCAAAUCAUAAGAGCCAGGAGGAGCAAUAUUGGUUUGUACCAUUUCAUAGUUUUUAAAAAAAGAUCUAUACAAUAGCAGCAUGUUUAAGACAUCAGAAAGUGCAGAAAGUUUACUAUUGACUUGAAAAUGCUAAGCCAUUAAUUUUGAUAGGCAAGAAACUCCUAACAAUUAUAGUUGUUUCAAAUAUUAAGCUGAACUGGCUUUGAAAUUUUUAUUCUGUGCUAGUGAGCUGAACUAAAUUUGAGUUUUGUUGCCUUUUCUUAAUUGAUAGAACAUGACUUAAGAUCUAGGGUAUCAACACCUUGUAAGAUUGCAUGUAUCCUUUCUGUUGAAACUUUAACUCCAUUGGCUUGGUUUGUACUUUCCAGGGAAAUGUUAUUAAUAACUGCUUUUAAGCUACAUUAUUUUAGCAUUCAUACAACAAAUCUUUAGAGUGUUUGGUUUUUUUUUUCUUAUUUGAGAUUCGGGAUAAGUUUUUAUAUAUUUACUUUCUUCUGGAGCUUCCUUAAAAAAAGUUGUAUAGCACAUGCACUGAGAAUAUUGUCUGUCAACAUGAAAGCAAAAAGAGCGAAACUGAUAAAUCAUAAUGAUUAACUUAACUAGUAAGUCAUUAUUACAUUAAGAAAUGACCAAAUGGAAAUGUUGCAGUGGGCGAGAAGAACCCACACUUUUUAAAACUCGGCUUAUUUAGGUAGAUCUCAGUGAAAGGGUUGUUGGUUACAUUAUGAUUUAAUAUUUUAACACCUUUGAAAAUGUACAUGUUUCAUGUGUGGGCAAUAACAAAUAAUAUUUAUUUGUUCCAUAACUGAAUGGAGAAAAUUCUGAAGCUUUCCAGGGAGGAGGUUGACGUGUGAGUUUGUGUUUUGUUUUUUUGCAAGGAUAAUUUAAAAGUGGAGAUGCUGAAAUGCACUGUGGUAUGAGGCGCAUUGCAUAUCCAUAGCACUGAAGGAUCAGUUUUUCAUUCCUGGGCUGGAUUUGUUUCUACUUUUUUGCUUCAAGUGGUUGUAUUGUUCUGAUUUCACAUACACCAGAGUAACUGAAUUUGUUUUUUGUGGAGUUACUUAACACCAAAUAAAAAGAUAAAAGGA
Molecule: messenger RNA, 7186 nt
Organism: Lacerta agilis (Sand lizard)
Lineage: Eukaryota; Metazoa; Chordata; Lepidosauria; Squamata; Lacertidae
Product: KIAA0232 ortholog
Exons: 12
Coding region: 433-4872 (1479 amino acids)
Source: RefSeq, a predicted model, not a curated record